Messenger RNA from Oncorhynchus tshawytscha (Chinook salmon), 4297 nucleotides. It is a transcript of the gene npas2, whose product is annotated as neuronal PAS domain protein 2. The record is from RefSeq and is a predicted model, not a curated record. Gene Ontology annotation, molecular function: DNA-binding transcription factor activity, RNA polymerase II-specific; protein dimerization activity; RNA polymerase II cis-regulatory region sequence-specific DNA binding. The transcript has 22 exons. NCBI's taxonomy places the organism in Eukaryota, Metazoa, Chordata, Actinopteri, Salmoniformes, Salmonidae. Gene Ontology annotation, biological process: circadian regulation of gene expression; regulation of transcription by RNA polymerase II. Gene Ontology annotation, cellular component: nucleus; CLOCK-BMAL transcription complex; cytoplasm. Bases 748 to 3390 code for a protein of 880 amino acids.
CAAACCUCGAACCUAUCAGAGAUACUACAUGUCCCGCUCUCUACCCCAUGAUGUUGGCUACAACGUUUAAUGGAGUUUAUACUCGGCACUGAAAUUAAUACAGACGUUCGAAUUCAGAAUAAUGUGACCUAAAUGCCGUUCAAGUGUUAGUAUUAUCCGAACUAUUAUUUUUCUCACUAUGUAUACUCCUAGUCGAGUGUUGUACAGCCGGUUGCUAAUAAUGUCCUUAGCUAAGUAUUGAGCUACCGACUGACCUACUUUCCCUGUUCGCAGCGGCUCAGUCCUGUUUACAAGGGACUGCCAACGGAGGUUGAGUGGUAGAGGAAAACAGACAGAGCAUAGACCUGAAAACGAUUACUCCCGAAAUCUUGUACAGUGUAUGUACCGAAUAGGGAUUGUUACAUGAAUCGGAUUUCGAAUAAUACUUAGGCAGCGUAUGUAUGCAAUAAUUGAUGGUCUUUUCGCGAUGCGUUUGUGGUGAGUCAAGCUUAGGAUAGUCUACUUGGCUCAGUGAAUUGCACAGUAGGCUAUGUGGGAAAAUGAGUACCGACAAAAGUAAAGUAUGGAUCUUUAUGUCAACUAAAGUCUUGUUUUCAAGGUUUUUGUAUUUCUGUGGCGGACUCCAGGAGGAGGAGGUGGGCAGCAGCAGCAGGUGAUCACUAGAUUUUUCCUGGGUGUUUCAGUGCAGCUAGCGCGAAUGGGAUACAUCAGACUUCAGAUAGGGCCUGGCUGGGAGAGGGAGUAAGUAUGGACAACCUUUCCGACUUUGGGUCCCUAUGUCCGUCUAGCCGAAGGGAAUGGGACACCAGCAGCUGUGUGGACGAUUUGAUGGAUGAAGAUGAGAAAGACAGGGCAAAAAGGGCAUCUCGUAACAAAUCGGAAAAGAAAAGAAGAGACCAAUUCAAUGUGCUCAUCAAGGAGCUGUGCACCAUGCUGCAGGGCCAAGGUCAUCCGCGCAAGAUGGACAAGUCCACCAUACUGCAGAGAACGAUCAACUUCCUGCAGACACAGAAAGAAAUAACAGCACAGACCGAGUCGUGUGAGAUCCGGCAGGACUGGAAGCCUUCGUUCCUCAGUAAUGAGGAGUUCACCCAGUUGAUGCUAGAGGCUUUAGACGGUUUCCUCAUAGCACUAACUACAGAUGGAAACAUUAUAUAUGUGUCCGACAGCGUGUCUUCACUCAUUGCCCAUUUACCGUCAGAUAUGGUGGACCAAAAUAUCUUGAACUUUCUCCCUGAGCGUGAGCAUGGGGAGGUCUAUAAGCUGCUAUCAUCCCACAUGCUGAUGACUGACCCCAUCUCUGCUGACUUCCUAGACAGUAAGACACACAUUGAGUUCUGCUGUCAUUUAGCCAGAGGAAACAUCGACCCAAAGGAACCCCCUACAUAUGAGUAUGUGAAAUUUGUAGGAGAUUUCAAGUUUCAUAACAAUGUGCCUACUUCCUCUUGUAACGGGUUUGAGUUGACAUUACCAAGAACACUGCAGUCAUCACUGGAAGAGCAGGUCUGCCUUGUUGCCACUGUACGAUUAGUCACUCCGCAGUUUUUAAAGGAUUUGUGUAAUGUGGAAGAUCCCUGUGAUGAAUUCACAUCCAGACACAGCCUUGAAUGGAAGUUCCUGUUCUUAGAUCACAGAGCUUCACCAAUCAUCGGCUACUUGCCCUUUGAGGUUCUUGGGACUUCUGGCUAUGAUUACUAUCAUGUGGAUGACUUGGAGCUUAUAGCGCGGUGUCAUAAGCAAUUAAUGCAGUUUGGGAAGGGUAAAUCCUGCUACUAUCGGUUUCUGACCAAGGGUCAGCAGUGGAUCUGGCUCCAGACACACUACUACAUUACAUACCACCAGUGGAACUCCAAGCCAGAGUUCAUAGUGUGCACUCACACAGUCGUCAGUUACGCGGAGGUGAGAGCGGAGAGGAGGAGAGAGUUUGGCUUGGAGGAGACGUCACCUGAGAUGGCCACUUCGUCCUCCAUAAAGGCUCAGAAGGUGUACCUGGACAUCUGUCCCAAUCUGGAACCUCCCGGACAGGACAGGAUGAGCGGGGCAUGCUCAGUGUCCUCCCACAGCUCCCGGAAAUCCUCCCACACAGCCCUGUCCGACUCGGCAUCCAACACAUCCUUGCGGUUCACAGACGCUUGCACACCAUCACGACAGUCUGCAUCAGUCGCGGGGACAGAGAAGAAUUUGGCCAGACUCGUACCCAGUAGUGCAAAGACUUUGGUACAGAGGCAAAACUCUUUUGACCUCCUUCCCCAACUGAGCCUACCCCCUUCUCCUACCUGCAGCCAGCACUCCGUAAUGCAACAACAACAACAGCAGCAGCAGCAGUCCAUGUACCAACAGCAGCCCCAAGAGCCUCAGCUAGGUGUGAUGAACCAGCUCAAGGAGCAGCUGGAGGAGAGGACACGCAUCCUGCAGAUGGACAUCAAGACUCAGCAGCAGGAGCUGCAUGACAUCAAGGAGAAGCUUCAGCUAGCUAACCUCCAGAUGUUGUUACAGCAACCCAUCCACGGUGACUUUGGCCAGGUCCAACAGCAGCAGCCUCAGCAGCAGGGUCCAGGGAGGCCGGUCCAGCAGCCUCAGCCUCAGUCUAGGGUGAUCAGACAGGCCUCGGCCCACUCCAAACAGCCUCUCCAUGGAGCCCACGACUCGUCCCCUCACUCUCUCCUCAGAGAGCACAGCACACCCUCCCCUCAGGUGCAGCAGAGAUUGAUAAGGAAUGCAGGCGGGCAGAUGCAGGCAGUCAGUCUCCCGGUGCACACCCACACCAGCCUGACCAUGCCCUUUUACAGCAACCCCAUGAUGUUCUCUCAGCAGAUGAACACACAGCCACUGCAGGACGCAAACCAAAGACACUCAGACACCGAGUUCAGUCAAGAGGGACAGUUACGCAUGCUGCUCAACCAGCCAAUGCAUACCCUCUUACCUGAUAGCAGUAUGAGCUCCCAGACUUCCCAGUGCAACACAGCCAUCCAGCAAACCAAAUACUCCCUGGAGCAGCAGAUGAUGACCCCGUCGUUCCCCAUGCAGCAGGUGAACUGCAACGCUGUCCUGGUCCCCUCCCCUGUAUUCACGUCCCCCAUCAUGAUCCCUCACAACAGCUUUAUCACGCACCAGGCCCAGCCCACCUACCACCCUCAGCAGCAGGCCAACCAUCACUCUCUACAGCUGCAGCAGCCCCAGCAGUUCUUUCAGAUGCAGCCCCAAGGACUCUUACACAGUGGACCCACUCAGGCGUUCUUCCACGCCACUAAUAUCCCACAGCAAGGUACUGUGGGUUAUAUUCAACAACAACCGCAGCAGCAGCAACCACAACAACAACAGCAACAACACCACCAUUCCCAAAACCAGACUGGCAACCUUUCAGACUUCCGAAAUAUGCUCACUCGGUAGCACCGAAGACUCAAACAGAGUUGUUAGUUAUCCCCUGAAAUGUAUUGUCACAGGUUCAGUGGCAGAAUUAUAUGGGAUGCAUAGAAGAGACAGAGGCUAUUUGGUGCCAUGCUGUGCAGUGUUAUUCGCUGUUUAAGAAGCCAAAGUGGCUUUGUUUCCACAGCAAAAAAAAAAAAUGAAAAUAUGCCUGUGGUGACCUUACUUCUGAUAAGGAGCCACCCUUUUCAGACAAAGCAGUUUUUGUACCCCAUGCUGGGGUGAACCACAGUCAGAGGCUGCUUGGACCGGUGGCGGCCCCCAAUGUGACAGCUCUCCCAGAAAUGAAAAAGGAGUCAGUGUGCUGAAGGCUUGUGCUUCACUGCACCACCAACCUCUCUGUCCCACUCCACAAAGCUACUGGGACCAUGCUUACACGUCAUAUUUCAUCAUGACACUGCUGGAUGGAGAAAACUAUGAAAGUAAUCAUAAGGAAAACAGUUCUGCUAUGUGUUUUUAUGCAGAUAUGUUUUCAACAAAAAAGUAGGUUAUUGUUAGGUGAGUCUAGUUGUGCACUGACUGCACUUGUUCAUAGCAUCUGUCCUGAUGUUCAGAGAGUAAACACAAGCAGUGAACAUUUACUUCUUCAAAGUUGCAUCUUCAUUUCACAUGAAAAACACUUUGUGUCUGUGAGUUAUGGUUUUGUUGUGCAGUUGUUGCAUACUUUUUUGUUAUGAAACAGCAGUUUUACAAACCUAUAAAACAACAAUAUUUUCCCCAGAAGGAAAUGUAAAGGAAGGGUUCAUUUUGAUGUUGGACAUCAGUUGUUAUUUCAUCACACAUUCAAAUCAGUCAUCCUAGAUACAGUGCAUUCGGACCACUUCCCUUUUUCCACAUUUUGUUACGUUACAGCUUUAUUCUAAAAUGAAUU